Messenger RNA from Manis javanica (Malayan pangolin), 1233 nucleotides. RefSeq names its product ribosomal RNA processing 7 homolog A (gene RRP7A). Gene Ontology annotation, cellular component: UTP-C complex; CURI complex. Lineage: Eukaryota; Metazoa; Chordata; Mammalia; Pholidota; Manidae. The record is from RefSeq and is a predicted model, not a curated record. Gene Ontology annotation, molecular function: nucleic acid binding. Gene Ontology annotation, biological process: rRNA processing; ribosomal small subunit assembly.
CGGCUCUUCAGCUCCCAGCGGCCCUCGCGGCUUCCGGUCGGCAGGAUGGUGGCGCGCAGGAAGAAGCGUGCGGCGCGGGGCUGUGAAGCGGGGUUUCCGAGCCCGCCCGGCUACUCAGCCAUUCCAAUCAAGUUCUCUGAAAAGCAGCACACUUGUCAUUACCUCUAUGUGAGAGAGCACAGAGUUCGAGAAGGCACCAAGUCUUCCUGGCCUCAGAGACGGACCCUUUUUAUCCUCAAUGUGCCUCCAUACUGCACAGAGGAGUGCCUGUCCCGCGUCCUCUCCCCCUGCGGCGCUGUCCAGGCUGUGGAGUUACAGGAGAAGCCGGACCUCGCUGAGAGCCCAAAGCAGCCAGAGUCAAAGUUUUUUCACCCUCAGCCCAUUCCGGGGUUCCAGGUAGCCUACGUGGUGUUCCAGAAACCAGGUGGGGUGGCAGCUGCCUUGGCCCUGAAACACCCUCUGCUAGUCUCAACAGCGAGUCACCCUGUGAAGACCGGCAUUCGCAGUCAGUACCGCGAAUGGAUCAGCAACUACACAGACGCAGUGCCGGACCCUGAGGCCCUGAGGGUGGAAGUAGACACAUUCAUGGAGGCCUACGACAAGAAGAUAGCUGAGGAGGAGGCCAAGGCCGAGGAGGAGGAAGGGGUCCCUGAUGAGGAGGGCUGGGUGAAGGUGACUCGCCGGGGCCGGCGGCCGGUGCUCCCUCGGACAGAGGCCGCCAGCCUGCGGGUGCUGGAGAGGGAGAGACGGAAGCGCGCCCGCAAGGAGCUGCUCAACUUCUACGCCUGGCAACACCGCGAGACCAAGAUGGAACACUUAGCACAGCUGCGUAAGAAGUUUGAGGAGGACAAGCAGAGGAUUGAACUGAUGCGGGCCCAACGCAAAUUCCGACCCUACUGAGCCAUGGUGGCCCAGGGCCCCCCGGAAGGGGCAGUGGCAGUGUGUGGCCAGAGAGGACAAGAGGGCCUGGAACAUUCAUCCCAGACUGUGCCCAGGCCAAGGGAGCCCACGUGAGGUGAAGGACAGAGUCGCCCCUAUUCUUGUGCCUCUGUAGUCCUGGGUCUGGUGCCGGCGAGGCCUGCCGGCCUGGGGGCUUGGCCCUUGGGAAGCGGCUCUUCCCUCUCCUGGUCUCUUCCCAACCCGGACUGUCCAUUCAAGGCCAAGUUCCUGCUGUAUUUUCCCCCUUUCCCUCAGGGGAGAAGCCCCCACUGCCAUGAAACGGCAUCAAAAGUU